Molecule: messenger RNA, 697 nt
Organism: Lycium ferocissimum
Lineage: Eukaryota; Viridiplantae; Streptophyta; Magnoliopsida; Solanales; Solanaceae
Product: protein PLANT CADMIUM RESISTANCE 2-like
Exons: 4
Coding region: 94-666 (190 amino acids)
Source: RefSeq, a predicted model, not a curated record
AUGUAAUGAGUCGAAGUCUUCUAAAAAUAUCAUCACUUUUCUAUAUCCAAAAACCAAAACAAGAACUCAGCUCCCUUUCUUUUCUUCAUCAUCAUGAAAUCUUCAACAAGUUCAAGUGAUCAAUACCAGAAAUUUUCUUCUUCAUAUGGCGACGAAACGCCACCACCAGCUGGCGUUCCAGUGAGCUCGAAAACCCAGUUUUACGUAGAGACCAUGGAUCCGCAGCCUGCUAUGUAUAGAAAGAAGAAGAAUGACGUUCCAUGGUCAACUGGAUUAUGUGACUGCAUGUCCGACCCCAAGAAUUGUUGCAUAACAUUCUGGUGUCCAUGCAUCACUUUUGGACAGGUUGCUGAGAUUAUUGACAAGGGUUCCAAUUCUUGUGGAGUGAAUGGAGCAUUAUAUGCAAUAAUAAUAUGUGUGACUGGUUGUCCAUGUUGUUAUUCUUGUUUCUAUCGUUCCAAGAUGAGACAACAAUACUUGUUGAAAGAAAGCCCUUGUGGGGAUUGUUUGGUUCAUUGUUUUUGUGAAGCUUGUGCCUUGUGCCAAGAGUAUCGUGAGCUCAAAAAUCGUGGAGUUGAUAUGUCCAUUGGUUGGCAUGGAAAUGUGGAGAGGCAAAAUCGUGGAUUGAUUAUGCCACCAACAGUUGAAGGAGGAAUGAACAGAUAAUAAUCAUGAGAGAGUUUAAUAUAGUGAAUAU